Molecule: messenger RNA, 546 nt
Organism: Trichoderma asperellum CBS 433.97
Lineage: Eukaryota; Fungi; Ascomycota; Sordariomycetes; Hypocreales; Hypocreaceae
Biological process (GO): maturation of 5.8S rRNA; regulation of gene expression
Cellular component (GO): nucleolus; exosome (RNase complex)
Molecular function (GO): RNA binding; DNA binding
Source: RefSeq, a predicted model, not a curated record
AUGUCGGACAUUCCUACUAUCGCGCCGCUCGUGGAAAAACUGGAUUCCCAGUUGGAUAGAUUGGAGGAUGCGCUUGAGCCUUUGCUGGGCAAUCUCAGCGAGAUGGCGUCCCAGCUACCCUUACUGGAUCGAGCAAAGCUGUACUCGCUGACGGCAUACGCUCUUGAAUCUCUGCUGUUCUCUUCCAUCAAGGUCCAGGGGGCCGACGCGCAGAACCAUGCAGUUUAUAACGAACUCAAGCGAGUUCAGCAGUACUUUGCAAAGAUCAAGGCCGCCGAAGAGCCUGAUGCCAAACGGACGCUGAGCGUCAACCAGGAGGCUGCUGCGCGCAUCCUGAAAGCUGACUUGAGUGACAACAAGACUUUGAGCGCUAAGCUGGCCGAAAAGAUUGCCGAAGAACGCGCCAAGGCUCUUCUCAAAUCAGCAGCAGAGAGCAAGAAGCGCGGUGCAGAUGAGACUGCACAAGCCACUGGCUCUGAGGCUAGCGGAUCAUCAACCAAGAACAAGAAGCCCAAAACAAAGGGCAAAGGCAGAAACCGGAGCUGA